AUGCCAGGAAUUCUGGGAAUUGGGCGUUCAGCUGCUAUGCUAGGCAUGCAUCCCAGAAACACCAGCAAGGCCGCUGCAGCUUCUGGUGCAGGGAGGCUUGCAUUUAUUUCUCUCUGCAUCAUCACGACGCCGGCGCCUGAUGCCUGCUCGCUCCUGCUCGAGCAAUCGGUCACCGCCCAAACCUUACACUCUGGGGCCACCUCAACGCGGCAAACUACCCGGGAAGGGAAGGUACAAGAGCUAACAGGGGACGGCCAAAACGGAAAAAUCAUCAACAAUUACCUUCUGGGAAGCGACGAUAGUAUCAUGGCGGGCUUGUCCGUAAACAACAAUAACGAGGCCUUGCAGCACGCCGGUCAACAGAUUCGCGUCUCUCUUCUACCUCUCAGUAAGAAUGAUUCGAAGUCUUCUGAUGGUAAUAAUAACGCCGUCUUGGAAGAUGCGACGGCGGAUGACAGCAAGCAGGUGUCGUCCAAAACGUACGGCAGCCAGAUGCCAUAUACGGCAGUAGCUCGCAAGCUCGCCCAGGUAUCCACGACGGCCAAUAAUCCAAAACAAGAUGCGUCAUCGAAGGACGUCUCUGUUACAGACCGUCAACCGGUAACUAACCUCACCAGCGUAAUCUUCUUGUUGAACUACUGUGGGCUAAAAAACCUUUACAACGCCAGCACAUUCCGCAAGAUCUGGCUCAACGACCCAGGCACUCCAGCCAAUGCAUUCACGAUGCAGAAUUACGUGAGCUAUUGCUCACAGGGCAUGGCGCAGAUGCCCAGCGCCUCACAACUCAUUUUCAACGUUGAAUUGCCCUGCAAUGGAGUCUGGUACCACCCGUUCAUGCGGAAUCGCCCAUUCGACCUCUCCAAGAAUUGUGGCACAACGGAGAAGCUCUACAUGUUUAAUAAGGCAACAGAAAUUGUGGAGAACGCGUCAAGAAUUUCCAUCUCAAGCAUCAGGCAGCGGAUUGCUAUAUUGCCGCAGAAUAACCCGUGUUCGUCUACAUGGGGUGAUUGGAAAAUCCUGGGCAACGAGCCCAAGUCGACUUAUUAUCCAUCCUUUCCCGUGCCCGCAAUCUACAUUUCCUUUCGUUCUAAAUAUGAACCUUUUGAAAACCUUACAACCGAGGAUGAUAACUCCGUCAACAUUUACACGUACAAGGGAGAUAGGUCACUGGUGGACUCUUUCUGGCGAACACAGCAUGUGAAGGCUCUUAAGGCUGGUGGCUUGACAGAAUACCGGGAUGACGGAUGGUCCGGUGUCGUUGUCAGGCUCGUCCGUGUGAUGCCUGGUGACAGUGCCGUCGUUGUCGUGUGCCGCUCCUCCGGACCGACCGAGUCCCAGGGCGGCAACACUUGCAGUGACGGCCUGGACAACGACUGCGAUGGCUUGGUGGACGCGGAGCAGGAUGGAGAUUGCAAUGCCUCCACGACCCCCUCCCAACCCACCUUAUCGGACGCCACCUCGACCGCCACCACCUGUGCUGCCGCCUGCAAAGCCGAUGUGGCCAAGGCGUCCUCGAAAGCCACCACCACCUUCACUCGAAGCCCGAAGAUUCCGGCCACCACCUCUAAGUACUGCUUCCUCUCAACAGCUACCACCGGCUCCACCAUCCCCAUUCCCGCGGCCGCCGUCACCGCUGCCGCCGUGGCCGCACCCACCACCACGCCCGCCGCGGCCGCCUCCACGCCCAGAGCUCCUUAA
Molecule: messenger RNA, 1698 nt
Organism: Volvox carteri f. nagariensis
Lineage: Eukaryota; Viridiplantae; Chlorophyta; Chlorophyceae; Chlamydomonadales; Volvocaceae
Exons: 10
Coding region: 1-1698 (565 amino acids)
Source: RefSeq, a predicted model, not a curated record